AUGCAGCACUUCCUACCGGUGCAGGUUGGGGCGAUGAGGAACGUGGCGCUCAUGCUUGCGGUACUUUGCAUGCAGCAGAGCGAGUCACAAGAUCCGAAGAGCAUCAUCUCCACUUGGAUCAGGGGUCCCAAGAGCAGGAUGAAGAGUGAAGAGAACCAUCUUGAUUUCGAUGCGUCCAAAAGCUCAUCCUUCCACCUCUCACCACAUAGAUUCUCUGUGAAGCAUCAACUUUCCAUGGCUUUUCCCAAGUUGUUCAUCGGACUCGAUGUUGUCCGUUUGGGCCCUUGCGACGUUACGAGCCCUUUCGCCAUCAUCAAAGUUUCGGACGAGCACGAUGUUCAGAACUGCAAUGGCAUCCUCGGCCUUGGCUACUCUGACAGGACUGGUAGCCUCUCCUUUCUAAGGACGUUAAUGUCAACUGCCAGACCGAGUUGGCACGUAGAGCAGGGGGAGGACGCCGUUCUGAUGUCAAACAGGAAGUUUGCUUUCUUGGCGAAUGACAAGGCUGGAGAGCUUCAGCUCGGGGGCUACGAUGAAUCUUCUGUGGCAGAUCCUGUCUUCUUCACCCCAAUGUUGAACUCGAGCGGGUACGCGGCGCAUGUCCUGUCGUUGAGGUACAACGGGGUCGAGCUGCUGCGGAGCAGCUCAAGUGAUCAGCGCUAUGUCAUCAUCCCCGACACAAGUGCAAGUUGCAUCAUGCUACCAAGUGUUAGCCCAACGGGCUCCUCGCCGUCCGUCUAUUCAAGUUUCCUCGCCGAGUACGACAGCAACCCGAGCGGGGAGUUUGAGUUCACAGUGGGGGGGCUGGCAACGCAGGAAGGGAGAGGAAGCGGGCUGAAUGGAUACAUGCAGAACACCACGUACAAGUUUCUCAUCCCCCCUUCCAAGUGGAAGCCUCCCAGCGGGUGUGUGGAACCCUCGAAAAGUGCGAGCAGGAUUGUGUUUGGUGAUCCCAUCUUUCGCUCGCUCAUGGUAGUGUUCGAUCUUGAAGGCCCGGUCUACAAGCUCGGUUUCGCAGCCAUUCGACACGGGUACAGCAUCGGGAAAGCUCCAAUGAAUCCCUGGAAAUCAAGAAAUCGAGAGUUCCACAAGAUAACCGCUUUUCGCCAUAGGGUCCGUCGGGGCAGCCCGCAGUCGCUGAGCAGAGGAAAUUUCACCUCCGACGCGAGGUCAAGUCUGAGCUCCUCAGGGAGCGAUCUAAUAGGGGAUCAUGAGGUAAGGUACCUCCUCCACCUGGGCGUGGGGACGCCGAUGCAGACAGUCCGAGUGAUUCUUGAUACGAGCACCUCCCUACUCUCUCUCUUCUCCAAGUCAUGGUCCUUGGAUCAGGGUAGCAACGGGCUCUACGACGCGUUCAACGAGCUCAAGGUCGGGACGAGUGCGAAAUGGGCCUGGGUGGGCCUUGGGUUCCUAGGAGUCAUCCUGGUAGCUGUGUUCCUACCCAUCUGUGCCAGGAGGAUGAAGCGGAGCCCGGCCAACCAGUCUGCUUCUGGAAAGAAGUACUACACUGCUCCCGUCUGCCCUGGCUCAGGUAUGUGGGCCUGA
Guillardia theta CCMP2712 is the source of this 1545-nucleotide messenger RNA. RefSeq lists its product as hypothetical. NCBI's taxonomy places the organism in Eukaryota, Cryptophyceae, Pyrenomonadales, Geminigeraceae. Gene Ontology annotation, molecular function: aspartic-type endopeptidase activity. Bases 1 to 1545 code for a protein of 514 amino acids. Gene Ontology annotation, biological process: proteolysis. The transcript has 3 exons. The record is from RefSeq and is a predicted model, not a curated record.